CCCCAAAAUAUAUUAAACAAACAAACUCUCCCCAAAAGCUUUAAACUUUCUCUUCUUUUACUUACUCAACACUGCACUUCCCAAAACCAAAAAAAAUGAAAACAAAAUAAAUAAAAAGGCCUACUAAUUCAAAAUUAAAUCCAACCCCAAACUAAUUUUUUUUUUUUAAAGAAUCUGAUCUGUUCUCUUUCUUGAUGGACUUCCAUCUGAAGCAAUGGAGAAACCAGCAGGAUGAGUCAGAAAAACACCAACAAGAACAGCCCUCUGCCAAAAUGCCAAGACUUGUUCUUGAUCUUCAUUCUACUCAUCAAUCACACCCCCAAAUUUUCUCAAACGCCUCUGCUAAUUCUGCUCCUCUAUCUUUAUUUUUACCCGAACCCAACACUAAAAUCAGCAAUUUGUCAGCAUUGCCAGAUUCAACCACAGCUCCACCUGCCACCACUGCAUUUCCCAGGAUGGGAUCAGGCAGUGGGUUCUUUAGCUCAGCUCAGUGGCAAGAAUUAGAACUUCAAGCUUUGAUCUACAGAUAUAUGUUAGCUGGUGCAGUUAUUCCUCCUGAAUUACUUCAAUCCAUCAAGAAAAGUUUGCUUCACUCUGCUUCUCCUUAUUUGCUUCAACAUUAUUCUUCUUAUUAUCAGCCUUCUUUGUUGCAAUCAGGGUACUGGGGAAGAUCAGCGAUGGAUCCGGAGCCGGGCCGGUGCCGGAGAACAGACGGAAAAAAAUGGAGGUGUUCAAAGGACGUAGUGGCCGGCCAAAAGUAUUGCGAACGCCACGUUCAUCGUGGCCGCAACCGUUCAAGAAAGCCUGUGGAAAUCCCUACACCCAUUUCCUCCGCCACCAAUACCAGUAUUUCCACCGGCGGAGGAGGUGGUGCAGGUGGUGGCGCAACCGGUAGCAGCGUCUCAUCUAUGGUUGCACCAUCUCUUGGGACUAGCUUUUCUUUUUCUGGGCAAUCGCCUUCUGCUGACUUGCUCCACCUCAAGAAUAGUUCAUCAGAUUCCAAAUCUGAAAUCAGAAGUCUACCUCUUGGGGGACCCCGAAUCGAGGUGGCCAACAGAAGUGAUGAUGGACACAUUCUGAGGCAUUUUUUUGAUGACUGGCCGCGGUCACUUCAGGAAUCUGAUAGUGCACGGCGCAAUGCUAGUGGAAUGAAUUCAGCCACCCGCCUGUCAAUUUCAACGCCCGGAAACUCUUCUUCAGAUGUAUCAUUGAAGUUAGCCACUGGAAACGGUGGCAGUGAGGCUGCUGGAUCAAGAGGCAACGAAAGGGAGCAGUCUCAAGUGAAUUGGACGGGUGGAUGGGGCACGAACCAGGUGUCCUCUUCCAUGGGAGGACCACUUGCUGAGGCGCUGAGAUCGUCCACAUCCACUUCAUCGCCAACCAGUGUUCUAUAUCAGCUCCCUCGCGGCUCGGCAUCUGAAAUUAGCUAUGUUAGCACUUGAUUUGACUUCCUUUUUGGUAUAUACAGUAAUAAUGGGUUUUCAUUUGUUUCAGUGUUUCUUUGUGGCAUGCUAUUGACAAAACAUCCCACUCAUUUUGCUGCUUUGUGAGAUUUGUACGGUCAAGUUAUUUGAUUGUUUUAAUUGACUCUAUCAUUUGUUUAUUGCAAACUAUGUGUAUGAUUUCUGUC
This is a messenger RNA of Mercurialis annua (annual mercury), 1630 nucleotides long. Its product is annotated as growth-regulating factor 3-like. The transcript has 4 exons. NCBI's taxonomy places the organism in Eukaryota, Viridiplantae, Streptophyta, Magnoliopsida, Malpighiales, Euphorbiaceae. Gene Ontology annotation, molecular function: ATP binding. The record is from RefSeq and is a predicted model, not a curated record. Bases 195 to 1442 code for a protein of 415 amino acids. Gene Ontology annotation, biological process: developmental process; regulation of DNA-templated transcription; DNA-templated transcription. Gene Ontology annotation, cellular component: nucleus.